ACGAAACCCGCUGUAAAAUUGUUAGCAUAUUCGAAGUGAUGGUUUAAAAACAUAAAAAUCUGCAUUACCAUAUAAGGAAAGCCGCCACCUUUUGCAAUAACUAUGCUUUUACGGAUGAUUCCAUGUCGCACCGUAGAGCGAAGCUUUGUAUAAAUAGGCGAACUGCAAAAUUCAAAUCAUUAGUUUGAAAUUCUAAUAUCUGAAACACAGAAAUUUUUAUACUUUCACCAUUUGCUGCAAACAAUUUAAACACCUCGGUUCAAAUAAAUAUUUCAUAAUUCUCAUUUACGGUAAUUUGAUUGCAUAUUUAAACGGAAGCUAUUCUAUAAAAAACGCAUUGGCACGUAUUUCUAAAAUGCUUACAAAAAGUAGCUAAUACAUUUCUGCUCGUUAAAAAUUUUCACUUGCAAAAGCAAUUCGAUCUACCAUUGAAAUUGAACAAAAUGGCAAACAGUGGAGCCACUGUUUCGGAACAGACCUUGAAGGAUUAUUUGGACCUGAAGAUGCACAAGACGAAUAACUUCAUGAUGAUAAAGUUCUCUUCCAAACUUUACAAAGAAAUGGUCACCUCUCAUUUGGAGCCCCAAUGCGAAGGAGUGAGUAACAAGACACAAUGGGAGAAGAUGAAGAAACUACUGAACGACAGCCAAGCCACUUUCAUAGUGUUCAAGAUGUCUUACAAAACAAAAGAUGGUGCACACCGGGGCAAAUUGCUGUUCAUCUCAUGGAUCCCCGACAGCUGUUCUCUCAAGGAGAAGAUGGUGUAUGCGGCCAGUAAGAAUACACUGAAGAACAAACUAGAGGGGGUGAAGAAGAGGCUUUGAAUGGGACUGACAUGGGGAAUCUCGACUACGGAGAGGUGGCCACUUCAGUGUCCAAGGGAACGGCAGAUGUAUAACACUAACAAACCAACUGUUCCAUAGACGACACUGAUUUUGUUAACUAACCCCCCUGGGGUCGGGUUAAUCUUACAAAACUCAUCAAAGAAAAUGAUACUUAAAUUUUUAUAUUUAUCAGUUUGAGCUUAGAAAAGUCUUUCAGUUUACGCCAAAAACUGUCACCGUCAAAAUCCGUCAAACUAAGUCCGUAGAAUUAGAUGUCAUUUUGAGAUUCAAUGUGAAUAACAGUAUAUGCCUUAUUUAGCAGUUACAACGAGCAAUAUCGUCAUUUAGAAACAAGAAAUAUCUAAAAACGGUUUAAA
Messenger RNA from Symsagittifera roscoffensis, 1201 nucleotides. RefSeq lists its product as uncharacterized. The transcript is spliced from 3 exons. The record is from RefSeq and is a predicted model, not a curated record. Lineage: Eukaryota; Metazoa; Xenacoelomorpha; Acoela; Convolutidae. Gene Ontology annotation, cellular component: actin cortical patch; cytoplasm; actin cytoskeleton. Bases 444 to 824 code for a protein of 126 amino acids. Gene Ontology annotation, molecular function: actin filament binding. Gene Ontology annotation, biological process: actin filament severing; actin filament depolymerization.